ACUCUUUUUUUUUUUUUUUUUUGGAUUGAGACACUUCUGAUGCAGACAUUAGCAGUCGGAAAGCUCGACUUAUAUCCCUCCUAGGCAGUUCCUUCUUCGACAGACAAUUCGGUCGCGCCCAGUGAAGGAGCUCCAGACACCAAGGAGUGCUCUCUGUCGACAAUUUAGAAUCCCCAGAUGCACCGAGGAUAGAUGAACUCUCAAUUACAUUUCAAAACUCAUGGUUUCCUGGGAUAGAAGUCGUUCUGAGCUUUAAUCUUUCACUCAUGAUUCCGAUAUAGAGCCUCGCUCCGCCCUCUUCUUCACGGGGGCCAUCAAACCAUGUCUCAACCCUCAAAUUCGGCACAUUCGGGUGUUACGCCUGAUUCACCUCCGCCCGAAACUCAAUCCGGGGAAGCGUCUAGAGCAAGAUCCCGGCCAUCGACUUCCGGUUCGGCGCACUCACAAACCCCCUUCCCAUUGGGCCUUGAGAACCCCUUAGCCAAGCUGAAAACCGGCCUAUCGCUCUUCAACAACCGCCACCACGACGACGAGGAUGGCCCCAACGACGACGAAGACCACUCAGACACCAGCUCAGAAGCCGAGCUUCUCCUAGACCCGAACCUGCCAGUGGACUACAACCAACGCCACCAAGCCCUUCCACGGCACUCCCUCUCCAUCCACGACCAUGACCACCAUGGCCACCACUACAGCGAUGAAGCCGCCAUUCCUCUAGCCCCGCUCUCACGGAGGAAGUCUUCAGCCUCCACCCUGUCCUUCUCCGAUGACGACGGCGCCGGGGCCGGGGUCGGGGCUGGGGCUGGGGAAAAGGAGGAGGAGGAGGAGGAGGAGGAGCUAGAAGACUCUCCCUACCCCGAAGUCCGCGCCGCCGUGCAUCCGCACGACGACCCCACCCUGCCGUGCAACACGCUCCGCGCCUGGACCAUCGGCCUGUCGCUCAUCUUCCUCGGCGCCUCCAUGAACACGCUGUUCUCGCUGCGCGCGCCGAGUAUCAGUCUGGGCUCGCUGAUCGCCCAGGUCAUUGCCUGGCCGCUGGGCCACGGCUGGGCGCGGUUUGUUCCGGACCGGGAGGUCUUUAUCCCGUUGGGUUGGUUGCGAUGUGGUGGUGGUAAGCGUGGUGGUGGGGGAAGCGCUCGGGAGGGGGAAGGAGAAGGGAUGAUUAGGAGGGAACGGCGGGCGGGGUGGAGGAUCAAGUUGAAUCCUGGUCCCUUCAACGUCAAGGAGCACACCAUUGUUGUUGUCAUGGCCAGCGUCUCGUUUUCGGUGGCAUACGCGACAGACAUCAUUCUGGCGCAAAAGGUGUUUUACAAGCAGGAUUUUGGCCUGCUCUGGGAUCUUUUGCUCGUCAUUUCGACGCAGAGUUUGGGAUAUGGGAUCGCUGGCAUGAUGAGGCGGUUUCUGGUCUAUCCUGCCGCCAUGAUCUGGCCCGCUAAUCUUGUCUAUGUGUCGCUCAUGAACGCCAUGUAUGAGACCAACGAGGACAGGGACCCGUCCGUUUUUGGCGGCUCAAUGCCUCGGUACAGGUGGUUCGCCCUCGUCACGCUCGGGUCCUUUGUCUAUUACUUCAUCCCUGGGUUUCUGGCGCAGUUUCUCAGCUCGUUCGCCUUCAUCACCUGGAUGGCGCCUAGUAAUCCCGUAGUAAACCAACUCUUUGGGUACUCGACUGGCCUGUCGCUGCUGCCCAUUACGUUUGACUGGACACAGAUUUCGGGCUACGUGGGAUCUCCCUUGAUACCGCCAUGGCACGCCAUUGCUAACACGAUGAUUGGCGUACUGGUUUUCUUCAUAUUUCUCACCUCUGUCCUCCAUUACAGUGGAGUCUGGUACGCCCAGUACCUACCGAUGAGCGACUCUAGCACGUAUGACAACACAGGAAACAAGUACAAUGUGUCCCGUGUUCUGUCGGCCGACUAUACGCUCGAUGAGGAGGCGUACAAGAACUACUCACCUCUGUUUCUGAGCACGACAUUCGCCAUGUCAUACGGUCUAUCCUUUGCCGCUAUCUCCUCGCUUGUUGUGUACACGUACCUGCACCACGGCAAAACCAUCUGGCGGCAGUACAAGAGCAGCACGACCGAGAAGCCGGAUAUCCACAUGAAGUUGAUGAGGCGAUAUAAAGAGGCCCCUACUUGGUGGUACUUGUCGCUUUUUGUUGUGAUGCUCGGCAUGGGUUUCGUAACCGUUCUCGCCUGGCCCACGAACAUGACCUGGUGGGCUUUCUUACUAGCCGUAUUCAUUUCUUUCGCCUUUUCCCUCCCGAUUGGUAUCAUCCAGGCCGUCACCAACAACCAGAUCGGGUUGAACGUCCUGACCGAGUUCAUCUACGGGUACAUCCAACCCGGCAGGCCGCUGGCACUCAUGAUCUUCAAGACGUUCGGGUACAUCACCAUGUCCCAAGCCCUCACCUUCGUCUCAGACCUCAAAUUCGGCCACUAUAUGAAGAUCCCGCCGCGGACCAUGUUCAUGGCACAGGUCGUCGCCACAACCAUCUCCUGCUUCGUCCAAGUCAUGGUCCUCGAUUAUGCGCUCAAGAACAUCCCCGGCAUCUGCGAACCCACGCAGCCCGAGCACUUUACCUGCCCCGGCGGCCGCGUCUUCUUCUCUGCAUCCGUAAUAUGGGGUUUAAUCGGUCCCUCGCGCAUCUUCUCCCCGGGGCAACUCUACUCCCCUCUCUUCAUCUUCUUUUUCCUCGGCGCCGCCACGCCGGCAGUGAUUUACCUCCUCGCCCGGCGGCGGCCAAAGUCUUGGCUGCGCUACCUCAUGGCGCCCGUCAUCUUUGGCGGCGCCGGCAGCAUCCCGCCCGCCACGCCCCUCAACUACCUGUCGUGGGGCAUCGUGGGCUACAUCUUCCAGCACGUCAUCCGCCGCCGUCACUUUGGCUGGUGGAGCCGCCUCAACUUCCUCACCUCGUCGGGGCUUGACCUGGGUUUAGCCUUGGCCACCAUGGUCAUCUUCUUCGCCUUCACCAUCCGCGAGGUCGGCCCGCCGCAGUGGUGGGGCAACGACAUCGUCACGGGCACAAUGGAUUACAAGGGCACGGCCGUGCAGCGUGUCUUGCCCGAUGGGGGAACUUUUGGGCCGGCGAGUUGGUAGAUCUCGGUAGUAAGUUAGGUGUGCAUAUUGCGCAGAUAGGUGCACAUACACAUAUCGUAUGAUGUGCACGCAAGCUUCUGAUAUUGGCUAUACCGUUUCUUUGUGAUAAGCAUGGCGAGUUGGCGUCUGUAUUGGACAAGAAGAUGAAGGAUUUGGGAAAUGCGUGGAAUUUGCAAGCCUUCGAUGCUCUUAUAUGUCCCAUGCAUCUUGAUGUUCAUGUAUGUACCUAUGCUAGAUAGACGGAUGAAUCCCACCGAAU
Molecule: messenger RNA, 3352 nt
Organism: Canariomyces notabilis
Lineage: Eukaryota; Fungi; Ascomycota; Sordariomycetes; Sordariales; Chaetomiaceae
Product: small oligopeptide transporter
Exons: 7
Coding region: 322-3093 (923 amino acids)
Biological process (GO): transmembrane transport
Cellular component (GO): plasma membrane
Molecular function (GO): oligopeptide transmembrane transporter activity
Source: RefSeq, a predicted model, not a curated record